AAGAAAGAUUUUUUUUAAUUAUUCCAAUAUUUAUGAUUGACUCAAGAGGCUACAAUUACAUUUGAUUGAAACUCCCGCUCUUGGUAUGGUGUAAUUAAUUAUUGUUAAUCAUGUUUCCUUUAUAGCGGUGCAAUACAUAGUUUAGACGUAGUGCCAACAGUGUCUCCAUCUUAGUUCUGCAAAUACUAAGGUCAAUACAAAGCGGAUUAAAAAAUGAAUUGAAUUCUGAUUGAAAUUAUAAAUUAUGAAUUUAAAAAUUAAGGUAUUAAGAUAAGACACUCGCACAGUAAAGUAUUUCAAAUUAUUUUAAUCGUAUUGUCAUUUUUUGCAAUAAUACAUCCAACUCAAUUGGAGAAGAAAGUUAUAACAAUGAUUAUUAGUUCAUUAGCAUAUGGCUGAGCUAAAUUUUUCUCUUAAGCAGUUCUGCAAAAAAGAAAUGCCUCUUUGCAUUAAAGAUCGUUGGAUCGAUAACUUCGAUAUCGAAUGUACUCUCAUGCAAAUGUACAUGAUAUCUUAAAUGAAGAAAAGUCAGAGUGCUUCACUGGCUGAUCGUAUACAGCAGCUGACGGAUAUGUCUAUGAAAAGACCUGUGAUGAAAUUUAAUACGGCAAAAUUUAAAGAGUUUAUCAAAACUACGCCCAAGAAUUAUUCUGUUAUUGUAAUGUUUACGGCAAUGGCACCUCAGCGACAGUGCCAAAUCUGCAGGCAUGCGAACGAUGAGUUUGUUGUAGUGGCCAACUCUUUUCGAUAUUACCAGCCAUACUCGAAUAAGUUAUUCUUUGCGUUAGUCGAUUUUGACGAAGGCUCGGACGUUUUUCAAAUGAUGAGAUUGAAUACCGCACCUGUAUAUAUGCACUUUCCAGCUAAAGGUAAACCGAAAGCAGCCGACACAAUGGACAUUCAAAGGGUUGGACUUGCCGCCGAGGCUAUAGCAAAAUGGAUCUUGGAACGUACUGAUAUACAGAUCCGUGUCUUCAGGCCUCCAAGCUAUUCUGGAAUUAUUGCUGUUUUUAUGUUAUUAAUCUUAAUAGGCGGAUUCUUAUACCUUAGACGUAAUAAUCUUGACUUUAUUUAUAACAAAACCAUUUGGGGACUCGGUGCAGUGCUCUUUACUCUUACAAUGAUAUCGGGUCAAAUGUGGAAUCACAUCAGAGGUCCUCCGUUCGUCUAUAAAUCAGCAAAUGGCAAUGUAGCGUAUAUUCAUGGCUCCUCCCAGGGCCAACUUGUUCUCGAAACUUAUAUCGUUCUGCUUUUAUAUGGGGCUGUUGUUGUGGGUAUGAUCUUCAUGACAGAAGCUGCUUCACGUAAAGGUGAUGUUAAAAAACGACGAAUAUUCACUGUUAUAGGAUUGGCUCUCGUAGCUAUAUUUUUCAGUUUGCUUCUUUCAAUAUUUAGGAACAAGGCUCAAGGUUAUCCUUACAGGUAUUAUUGA
Messenger RNA from Ceratosolen solmsi marchali, 1432 nucleotides. RefSeq names its product oligosaccharide transferase gamma subunit (gene Ostgamma). NCBI's taxonomy places the organism in Eukaryota, Metazoa, Arthropoda, Insecta, Hymenoptera, Agaonidae. Gene Ontology annotation, cellular component: oligosaccharyltransferase complex. Bases 518 to 1432 code for a protein of 304 amino acids. The record is from RefSeq and is a predicted model, not a curated record. The transcript is spliced from 7 exons.